CGUGAACUACAUUAUUGGCUUGGCACGAGCUUCUGCUCUGCAACUUCAACUGCAUCUUGAACGUCUCCCCGGAACCUCAGGUCACGACGAUUGUAAUCUCCCCUCCUGUCAUCGCCAUUGCUCGUUUUCGCCGGAACCGUCGCUGAAACGCAAACAUGGUCGCCCCUACAGCUGCCCGCAUGAUGCAGGCCACCCGUGCCCGCAUGUUCAACCCGACACAAGCUCAAAGAUGGGGAUUUGUUUACCGCGAGAACCGAGUGCCUUACUACCAGCGGCUCUUCCAGAAGCAUGACGGCAAGCGACAAUGGUGGAAGACCCACCGAAGCCCAUACAUCCUCUACCCAUACUACACCCUCUUGCUCGGAAGCUUCGCAUUCUCUUUCUACGGCAUGCUCCGCAUGACUUUCGGCCACAAGACGUUGUGGUAGAGUUUUGGUUGUUAAAAAUGAUGGUUGGCGGAAGAUAUCGGAGUGUGGAAGAUGGGGGACCCUGACUAUAGGCCCUGCUGCACACAGACGUUUGUACAUAUGCUUUGCAGGAGCUGAAAUCCGAAACGAACCAAUUCAAACAUACCAAUCCG
Exophiala dermatitidis NIH/UT8656 is the source of this 580-nucleotide messenger RNA. RefSeq lists its product as uncharacterized. The coding region runs from base 156 to 428 and encodes 90 amino acids. NCBI's taxonomy places the organism in Eukaryota, Fungi, Ascomycota, Eurotiomycetes, Chaetothyriales, Herpotrichiellaceae. The transcript has 3 exons. The record is from RefSeq and is a predicted model, not a curated record. Gene Ontology annotation, biological process: mitochondrial electron transport, cytochrome c to oxygen.